Molecule: messenger RNA, 1221 nt
Organism: Kickxella alabastrina
Lineage: Eukaryota; Fungi; Kickxellomycota; Kickxellomycetes; Kickxellales; Kickxellaceae
Exons: 1
Coding region: 1-1221 (406 amino acids)
Source: RefSeq, a predicted model, not a curated record
AUGCAUUUCUCGACCACUCUUGCCGCUGUAUCGGCGCUUAUUGCCAGCAGCGCUGGCCACUCGCUCCUCUCGACUCCUGCCACUCGUGGAAAUACUAAGUGGUUCGGCACUUGCGCUGCGGGCGCUGGCUGCAAGGGCCCCUGCGACUCCCCCAAGGCAGACUCGCCGUUCAACAGCAACUAUGUGCCAAAGACAUACAUCCAGCGUGGCCAGGAGCUCGACGUUGAAUGGAAGCGCCUGAACCACCCGGGAGGCUUUGUUCGUCUGGCCAUGGUCCCCUUCGACCAGUCCGACAGCUGGAGCGCCUUCAACAGCAACGUGCUCGAAUACACCUGCUACGAGACCAACUGCGGCCCAACAGACCCCUCCGACACUAUGUUUGGACAUCUGAACGGCCCUGGAAGCGCGCCGUGCUCUACCAAGGUGACUGUGCCUAAGAACAUCCCCGACGGCACUGCUGUGACCCUGCAGUGGGUCUGGUACGGUGGUGGCAUCUACUACGGCGAGACUGACACGUCCUUCGGCGAGUACUACAGCUGCAGUGAUCUUAUUGUCUCUGGUGGGCCCCUCUCAGAUGAGAAGCCCGAGGCCGUCUUCAAGGGUGGUGAUAUCACCUAUCCCGACAGCGGCGUGUGCAAGUACUGGGGCUCCAACAAGGUGGGCGACUGCAACUUUGGCGACCGUGUGCCCAGCCCCAUCGAUGGCGACCUCCUCUCGCAGUCUCUCGAGCCCUGCAUCAGAGGCCCUGAGCUUAAGGGUGCUCCCUAUGGCUUUGCGGUCAGCACCAACAACACCGAUUCUGCCAUCCAACCCGUUCCCCACAGUGCUGUGGUUGCCAGCAGCGCUGCUCCUGAGACGCCUGCCCAGUCCGAGACCUACUCUCCGGUGACCUCUGAGGUCGUUACUUCUACCCCCGAGGCGCCUAUUCAGUCUGACAUCUACUCGUCAUCGUCAUCGGUGGAGUCUGAGGCCGUCGUCCCCGCCCCCACCUCCGUUGAGGUUCCUGCACCAGUCUACACUGCUCCCGCUGUCAUUCCCGCACCAGUCUACACGACUCCUGCUGAGGCUGUCCCCGCCACUACCACCUCUACCGCCGAGGCUGCCCCUGUGUACACAUCAGUCGCCACUCCCGCUCCUGCUCCCGCCUAUUCUGCAGUCGAGCCCGCCCCGAUCACCACCACUGAGUACAAGUGCAGGCCUCGCUACUCCUCCCUCUUCUAA